This is a messenger RNA of Trichobilharzia szidati, 1704 nucleotides long. NCBI's taxonomy places the organism in Eukaryota, Metazoa, Platyhelminthes, Trematoda, Strigeidida, Schistosomatidae. The record is from the annotation of a GenBank genome assembly.
AUGAUACUCCAAUAUAAAAUUAUUUAUCUUUUAUUAAUAUUAACCAGUGAAUUGCUGGUUGAAGCAGCUGGUGAAAUGCAGAAAUGCAACUUUAGAGGAUUUGUUGGAAAGGCGACUAAAGACUGUAUACUUGCACGUAAAGAAAAAGCCAGUAGACGGCAUAACUUCUUAUUGUUUAAUUCAGAAGAGACUAAUAUCACAUUCACUAUAUACUGUCCAAUAUGUACAGAUGAUAGUAUGGAAUUAUUUAAAUGGAAGUAUAUUCCAGCUUCAAAGAAACAAAUUAUAUUUGUUAUAUCUAAUCAAAGCAUUUAUGAAAGUUAUAUAUCAAUUAAAAAUGAAUUAUUAGAGUCAGUUGAAAAUAUCUCAUUAUAUAAUCCAUGUUAUACUCAACAAGAAAAUCAUUUAGUUGCAAAAAAUGUUGCCGCUGAUAAAUUUAUGGGGACAUAUGUAUGCACAUAUGUGAAUGAUACUAAUCAUCCGGCUAAUUUCAUAUGGUAUCAUCUCUAUCGAACAGGUGUAUUCAAAAGAAAAUCUAGAGCUAUUGACAUACCACGUAUCAGUGGAUUCGAUAAUCAAAUAGACAGUGUUGAACAAAUAGAUAUAAUACAAAAUCAAGCACGUAUUGCACUAAAUAACAUCUCAGAAUUAAAUGAUCGUCAAUACGACUACAUGACUAUUACAUUCAAACCCGACUAUGAUCACAAUGUUAUAAGAUAUUGUGGGAAAAUUAAAAUUAAUCAGUAUAGACGGUGUUAUUUGAAAGUACCACGGCAUGAAUCAAUCAUGGAAAUAGACGAGGGGAACAAUGAAGUCAGAGAGACAGGUAAAAUUCUAAGGUCAUCAUUGGGUUUAAUAACACGAUUAGAAGAUCAGGGGUCUAACAGUGCACAUCAACUGGCUGUCAAUAAAGCUAGACGUUUAGGAUUUGAUGUAUACAAUGAUAGUAAAUACAUCUACAUCCCAUGUGAAUACGAAUUAUUACAGCAUAUGUCAAUACCAAUACCUGAUUUUCCACCAGCAGGUGUGCAUGCAGAGGUCAAUUAUGAAAUAUUAUGUAAACAAAUUCAUCCAAUGAAGUUUAUCACACUUCUAGAUCAAAAACAUCUCAUCAAUCAGCCAAUUCAAAUAAAAACUAUCAGAGAUUAUCAUUACUUGAAGAUACAAAACAUCUUAAUCGAGAAUCAGAAGAAUGUGGUAUUGAAAUGCAACGUGAAUAAAAUAAGACAGUUGAAUUGCACUAAGAAACAUAUGGAUGCCAUAUGGAAAUCAUCCAGAGACAUUACAUACACACUGAAGACAGAAAAGAAUGAACUAGUUUAUAUCACAGAGGACUGUGAUUUGAAAUUCAAAGUUAUUAGAAGGAGUGACUCUGGUACUUAUUACUGUCAUACGAGAAAUUCAAGUUCUUAUAUUACCAGCAGAAAUAAUAAAAGUUAUGUCAGCUUAUGGACUGGUAAACCAGUGAUUGCUUAUCGUUUACAUAUUCAAAGAGGAAUAUAUGAAUGGCCACUUAAGAAUACUGUGAAAACUGAUAUGAUGAUUCUAUUUUUAUGGUCAUUGAUACUAACAGUAAUUUGGGUGAUUUACGCCUUUUAUAAAUUGCAUGCACAAAAUUUAGCUUUAGAUCUGGCCUUGCGUCGAAGGCGUCAACAAGCCAAUCUCUUAACUUAUUCAGUGUCUUUACGACCAUCAUUGCAGUAA